UUGAGCUGCUAGAUGACAGUGAAAAAUUGUCUGAAUCUACUUUGUAACGACAUCUGUAUUUCUGUAUGUCUCACUCUCACUUUAGUUACCAGUUUUCCACGCGGUCGAUUUCAAUAUGGCGAAAGUCUAAUAAACUUUGUUAGUUGAAUUUCUGCUGCCUUAGCAGCUUUUUUUGUCAUGAACUUAGGAAAAGUUAUCUUUAGAAGUUCAACUUACUACUUAGGAAAUUCAUUUUGCCGCAAUUUCAACAAAAGAACUCAGAAAUUUGACUAUAAAAAGUUGGUUAAAGUUAACAAAAAGGCGAACAAGAAACCGAGGUUGAACUUGAUUUUGAAAGAAGAUGUUCCAAAUUUAGGUUUUGCUGGACAACUUGUGCAAGUAAAACGUGGCUACGGUAGAAAUGACUUAAUCCUUAACAGGCGAGCAGUAUAUGCAACUGAUGAAAAUAAAGCGAAAUAUUUGAAAGUUCGUGAAGAGAAAGGAGUUAAAAAUGAAGUUGAGGAUCCCAAGAUCCUUCCUUUCUUUGAGAAGACUUUGUUAAAAAUUACGCAACGACAAUGGAGAAGCUUGGAAGAUACAGCCAAAGAUAUCUCAACACAAUGCCGUAAAAAAUUAGGUGUCGUUGUUCCUGUUGAUUGCGUUGAAAUGCAGGAAGCAAUUACAACAAGUGGUGACCAUGUUGUUGGUAUUAUUAUAAACGAGAAUGUAUCAACAACACUGAAAUGUUCAGUUGUUUUGAAUCAAUAAAUUUUUUAUUUCUAUGUCUAUGUUCUGUUACAUAACAAAUGUAUUUUAAGAAGAAAUUACAUUCUGCAUUUUUAAUUAAUUCUAUAUUUGGUAUUACAUGAUUAUAUUAAUUGAAAAAACUACUCACUCCUUGCCUUGCGAAACCUGUAAUAAAGUUUCCUUAAUUCAUAACAAAA
This is a messenger RNA of Xenia sp. Carnegie-2017, 923 nucleotides long. Its product is annotated as 50S ribosomal protein L9-like. Gene Ontology annotation, molecular function: structural constituent of ribosome. Gene Ontology annotation, cellular component: mitochondrion; ribosome. The record is from RefSeq and is a predicted model, not a curated record. Gene Ontology annotation, biological process: translation. Lineage: Eukaryota; Metazoa; Cnidaria; Anthozoa; Malacalcyonacea; Xeniidae.